AUCCAGUACCAAAGGGUUCGAAGUUCUAUGCACCGUGUUGACACAGCUGGUGUUGUGUCAAGGAUGGUUUCCUUGGGAUGCAUUGCUCGACGUGCUUAUUCCGUCCCAGGACCACAGUCUCUAAUGCAUAUUGACACAAACCAUAAACUGAUACGCUAUAACAUUGUGAUCUUUGGAGGUAUUGAUGGCUUUUCUCGUAAGAUUAUGUAUCUCGGUGCUGCUUCCAACAAUCUGGCAUCAACAACACUGGCAUUCUUCCAAAAAUCAGUCGAGAAGUUUGGUUUUCCUCUCAGGGUUCGUGGCGACCACGGAGGGGAAAAUGUGGAGGUUGCACGGCUGAUGUUUACUGUUCGUGGCACAGGAAGAGGCAGUUUUAUUUCAGGAAAGAGUGUACACAAUCAAAGAAUAGAGCGACUGUGGAGAGACCUCUGGGUGGCCGUUACAAGCAUCUACUACGAUGUUCUUCACAACCUUGAGGAAGAGGGCCUUCUGGACAUUUCAAAUGCUGCACACCUCUUUUGCUGCCAUUAUGUCUUUCUUCCUCGACUGGAGGAUGAUUUGAAUACAUUUUGCAGUGGAUGGGACAACCAUCCACUGCGAACAGAAAACAACAUGAGUCCCAACCAGCUGUGGGAGUUGGGUCACAGAUAUCACCCUGUUGCAGUUCCAGAAAACACACAGGGCUUCCAGAUUCCAGACAUUGACUGGGAGGACAGUGGCCUAGCUUGCCAUAACCAUUCAAGUGUUGUUGUUCCGAACACUGACUGCCCAUUGACAGAAGAACAAAUGACAACUUUACAGGGCGUUGUUAAUCCAAGAGCGGCAUCCCAGUCCUUUGGUGCUGACGUCUACAUCAUGGCUGUUCAGUUUUGUCAGCAAUUCAUUUAGGAUAGAAAAGCUACAUACAGUUGCAGGAAAAACAUCUUGAAAUGUAAUCUGAUCUUGAUCACAGUGUGCUUAAACUAAACCAACAGAAAGAAUUUCCAUGGUGUUUUCAAUAACAUAAUUGCAUGGUUUCACUUUAAGCAGUUCUGAUUAUUGUUGUGACUUUGAAGA
Oreochromis niloticus (Nile tilapia) is the source of this 1056-nucleotide messenger RNA. RefSeq lists its product as uncharacterized. The coding region runs from base 28 to 888 and encodes 286 amino acids. The record is from RefSeq and is a predicted model, not a curated record. The transcript is spliced from 6 exons. NCBI's taxonomy places the organism in Eukaryota, Metazoa, Chordata, Actinopteri, Cichliformes, Cichlidae.